UGUGUGACAGUGGGUGGCUCUGUGAAUCUCCGAUUUUCUCAUUCCCGGGUGGACAAGAAGAACAGACGCCAGAUCGACGCACCUUUCCAUUGCACACACACAUACACACCACACUCACACACAGCCUCACGCAGGAGCGCGACAAAGGACACACAAACUCACCUGGCGAAUGCAGUUGGCCCGAUUGGCGCGGCGGCUAUGUUGAGCGACAUGGCUUCAGCGCCGGCCCUGCAGAGGACUAACCCCAUCAUCACCACCUUCAAACAAGAGCAGAGGACGUCACCGUUGGCGAUGCUCGCCGCACAGUGCAACAAAUUGUCGAGCAAGUCGCCGCCGCCGCUGGCCGACGCGGCCGUCGGCAAGGGUUUCCACCCUUGGAAAAAGAACAACAACGAGCAGCCGAGCAGUAGCUCGUCACCGAAGCCUGCGCCGCUGAGCGAAGCGGCGAGCGUCAAGUCUCCGCCGGCGGGACCGCCGCCGGCGUGCUCCCUCAACUCGGCGCCGUUCCCCGCGUCGGUGGCCAGCCUGACGACGUGCAGCGCCGCCACCGAGUUCGGCAGCUACCUGAAUUCCGCGCCAGUCCUGCAGCAGGCGCAGCCGCAGGCCCAGAACUACCACCACGCGCUCCUGGCGUCCAAGGACCUUUACAGGCCGAAUUACGACUCGUGGAACUUCCAGAACUCGGCGGCGGCGCCACCUCCGUCCGGCCACCAGCCGCCGAACAUGGCCAAGCAGGCCAACGACGCCGUGUGGUGGGACGUGCACAACACGUCGUGGCUCGAGUCGGGCCUGCAGAUGGCCGCCAACUACUCCGAGUACUCGUCGGCGCUGGGCUUCACCGGCCACCACGCCAACCACCACCUGCUGGCCUCGACGCAGCACCACCUGCUGCCGGACUCGUACAAAAUCCUGCCGCAGCCGCAGAACCACGCCUUCCACCACAGCCUCAGUUCCUUGCACCAGAUCACGUCGGCGUCGAGCGCGCCGCCGCCGAUCGCCCCCGCCCCGGCGCCACCCCCCUCCACCCAGAGUCCCAGGGCGCAACGCAGGUACACCGGCCGCGCCACUUGCGACUGUCCCAACUGCCAGGAGGCCGAGAGACUCGGCCCGGCCGGCGUCCACCUGAGGAAGAAGAACAUCCACAGCUGCCACAUUCCCGGCUGCGGAAAGGUCUACGGCAAGACGUCGCACCUCAAAGCCCAUCUCAGGUGGCACACCGGCGAGCGGCCCUUCGUGUGCAACUGGCUCUUCUGCGGGAAGCGGUUCACGCGCAGCGACGAACUGCAGCGUCACUUGCGCACGCACACCGGCGAGAAGCGUUUCGCGUGUCCCGUGUGCAACAAGCGCUUCAUGCGCAGCGACCACCUCGCCAAGCACGUCAAGACGCACUCUGGCAACGGCGACGGCGACACCAAGUCGCGUUCCAGCGAGAGCUGCUCCGAGAGCGACGACAACUGCAGUCCGCCGCACGGAGGAGUCGUCUGAUGGACACUGCCGCAGUGCUGUGCGUUUCGCGACAAUGUGGCCGCGUUCGUUGAUUUGCUGACCAGAGCUGUCCUCGGCUUUACUUUCAAAAAAAUCGGUUGUUGCUUGCAAGGAAAUGAAUUAAAAGGGCAAGGACGUCGAAAUAAUGGUUGGAUUUCUUGGAAUUGGUUGAGAUGGUGAACCCCACAUUUCAACUUCUGGCAUGAUUUUUUUAUUAAAAGUGCAAACCUGCUUCGUCCAAUGCCAAAAUGUUUGCGUUCAACUAAUUCUCGACGUCCAUUUCCUUUAAAAACGACGCCUUCUGCAAUCUUAGACGUUACAAAAAAGCGGCAGAAUCAAGUACAAAUAAAAUCGAAUUGAAUUGAAUGAAAUAUUUUUGUUCUACAGCCAUGGAAAAUUUGUGUAGUGCUUUUCUGGGAAACUCUUUCCUGUUUGGAGCUGCCCAUAUAUUCCAACAGAUGUUUCCACCGUUCAUUUACAGUUAUCGGCUACUUUCUCUGCGCAAAAAUAAGUAUCAUUUAAUUCAGCUUAUCGCCAUUGAAGCCUUAUAAAGAUUUUGUCAUUUGUAAAUGAACUGUGGUGCCAUCUGUUUAUGUCUUAACACUAGAAUUCCUUUCCCAACUGGCAAAUUGUAAAAUUAUUCGGUUAUUUCCUCAUCUAUGAAGAUAAAAAAAUUACAUAUCCAUUUUAUUUGCUGAGGACUUGUCGAGCUCGGCCACAUUCCGCUGCGGAAGACUCUUAAAAGUAAUUUUAAUAUGUUGUUAAUUACCCCUGGGAACAAUCUCAUGAACAUUUUAAUACACUGUGUUGUGCUGCAAGUAUAGUCAAGUGUGAUAACUACGCGAAGAGGCGACGAGUGUGUCAUCCUACCUGCGAAAUAUAUCAUCUCAGAUCACAACUAUAUAUCUCUCGACCAUUUUGCAAGAGCGUCCGCGCUCUGCAACUCAUUGAGGACUUUGAAUGAAUAAUUUGUACAUAUAUUCUCUGUACUUAUCGAAUCAAAGUUGAACUAUGAUCAGAAUAAAAAUUGAGACAAAAAUCAAGUGCGAACAAAAAACAAGCGCAGAAUAUAUAUCUAUUUC
Molecule: messenger RNA, 2567 nt
Organism: Cloeon dipterum
Lineage: Eukaryota; Metazoa; Arthropoda; Insecta; Ephemeroptera; Baetidae
Gene: Sp1
Product: Sp1
Exons: 4
Coding region: 199-1485 (428 amino acids)
Biological process (GO): regulation of transcription by RNA polymerase II
Molecular function (GO): RNA polymerase II cis-regulatory region sequence-specific DNA binding; DNA-binding transcription factor activity, RNA polymerase II-specific
Source: RefSeq, a predicted model, not a curated record